Molecule: messenger RNA, 1376 nt
Organism: Eriocheir sinensis (Chinese mitten crab)
Lineage: Eukaryota; Metazoa; Arthropoda; Malacostraca; Decapoda; Varunidae
Product: activating molecule in BECN1-regulated autophagy protein 1A-like
Exons: 7
Coding region: 26-979 (317 amino acids)
Biological process (GO): autophagy
Cellular component (GO): intracellular membrane-bounded organelle
Molecular function (GO): protein binding
Source: RefSeq, a predicted model, not a curated record
AUACCCCAGGGAAGGAGUGGCCGCCAUGAUGGAUGACAUGUUUCUGGAGGGCAAGAUGGAGGUGGGGGAGGAGGUGCGGCGGCAGUGCCAUGACCCUAUGCUGGCCCCCACGCCGGUGCUGCUGGCUCGACGCGAGGUUCCGGCGCGCCACCCCCGGGCCACCACCACGCAGCUGCAUCACAUCAGCGAGGAGAUGCUGGUUUACCGCAAGCACAACCUCCUCUCCUGCCAACUGCCCGGCUCACCCAAGUCCACGUUCCUUAUGGUAUUCAGCCCCGAUGGGUCAAAGGUCGCCUCCACCCACGGCGACCACAACAUCUACGUCAGCGAGGUCAACACAGGUCAGUGCAUCUGUACGCUGGAGGGACACCCGCGAACCCCGUGGUGUGUGGCCUUCCACCCCGCCUCCAACGAGAUAGUGGCCUCGGGCUGCCUCGGCGGGGAGGUGCGCGUGUGGGGCCUCAAGGGCGGCAGUGAGGUGUGGACGACAGAGAAGAGCACGGUGAUCGCCUCCCUCGCCUUCCACCCCACGGACAAGGUGCUGGUCAUCGCCACCUACAAUGAGAUAUACUUCUGGGAUUGGUUCCAGCCGCAGCCCUUCACCAAGAUAUGCACGGCUGAUGAGAAGGAGAAAGUCAGGUACGUCAAAUUCGACCCGCUCGGCCACAAGCUCAUCACGGGGAUCGCCAACAUGCCCCACGAGAGGCCCGGGUCGCCCUCCACCCACCACAUGCCCUCGCGCUCGGAGCUGGUGGAGCGCGAGCAGCGAUACAGCCAGCUCUCCAGCCAGUACCUCAGCCUCGUCUCACACCUGGAGGCCCUAACGAGCUCAUCCGCCGCCGCUGCUGCUGCGUCCGGCGGCUCCUCGUCUGCCGCCACAACCGCCGCGACGUCAUCCACAAGCACCACGUCAGCUUCCCGCACGAUCGACCGAGGCACAGACCCCAUAGAACUCGGGGCAGCGCGGCGCGGCAGAUGACCGAGGAACGCAGAGGUACCGGCGGAGGAGGCGGCGGCAGUGUUGGCAGCGGCGGGAAUGGUGGCGGCAGCAGCAGUCAGGGGCCGCAGGACUCCACCAACACAAGCGACCCACCCAGGCCAUCCUCAGCCUUAUGGGGCGGGGGCGGCCUCGGGGGGGACACGGACGGCGGCGGAGCAGGGGCGGGGGAGGGCGAGGAGCGGGUGGAGGAGUCAUCCAGCUUGGGGGCGGCUCGAUCGCUGCGCCAGAUGGUGAGUGACGACAGCGCCUCCUCCUCAAGCCUAGACUCGUCCUCCUCAGCGACCUCUGGGGCUAGCCGAGCCUCGGAACGCAACACCCGACUCUCGCUCCUGUGGACGUCUCGGCUCCAUCGUCUGGGGCAAGAUUCCGACGGGUG